Camelina sativa (false flax) is the source of this 1218-nucleotide messenger RNA. Its product is annotated as putative pectinesterase 52. The record is from RefSeq and is a predicted model, not a curated record. Gene Ontology annotation, biological process: cell wall modification; pectin catabolic process. Gene Ontology annotation, molecular function: pectinesterase activity. Lineage: Eukaryota; Viridiplantae; Streptophyta; Magnoliopsida; Brassicales; Brassicaceae.
UUGAUCCAAAAAAUAUACUCUAUAGUAGUUAGGAACAUUAGCGUAAUCUUUUUAAAGCAGAAUAUUUCAACCCUCACCAUAAUUACACUAACUUUCCAUUCUCCGUUGCCUCCUGUCUUUUAUCUUCUUCGACUUCUUCGUCAUCUUGUUUUUCUUUUCAGACAUAAAUUAGAUAGAUAAACAUGUCUUGUUUGUUCAUCUUCAUAGCUUUGGUUCUGAGUUCUUGUGUCGGAUCGUUGACAGCCCUUGAUCAGACUUGUGGCAACAAAGUCGUGAACACUAUCGUCGUCGACCAAACCGGCCGUUCAGGUAAGUUCCGUACGGUUCAAGCUGCCAUUGAUUCGGUUGGUGAAUGGAAUUCUCUAUGGAUCAAAAUCAAAGUAAAACGAGGUGUUUACGUAGAGAAGGUGAUAAUACCAUACAACAAACCGUGCAUAAUAGUAGAAGGAGAUGGACAAAGAGUCACGACCAUCACGUACAACGGUCACGAAGCAACUGACAUCAGCUCAACUUUCACUUCGUAUCCACCCCAUGUUGUCGUCCGAAACUUAUCAAUCAUGAAUACGUACAAUCGUUUGAAUAGUCUUACUACUACAGCAAAUGGUAUGAGUUGGGAAAUAAAGCCAGCAGUAGCCGUUUCGGUUUAUGGCGAUAAAUCUGCGUUUUACAACUGCGAUUUCUUGGGGUUACAAGACACAGUGUGGGAUAAUCAAGGAAAACAUCAUUUCAAAAAUUGUUACAUCGAAGGUGCUAUGGAUUUCAUUUUUGGAAGUGGCCAAUCUAUUUACGAGGACUGUCAAAUAAACGCAACGGCAGGAGCAUUGGCAUCAGAAGUGGCGGUUGGGUACAUAACGGCACAAGGAAGACAAAGUGAAUUGGACCCAAGUGGGUUCGUGUUCCUACGUGGUAGUGUAUCAGGUAGCACCAGUGUCUAUCUCGGACGAGCCUAUGGUCCAUUCAGCCGAGUCAUUUUCAUCCAAACCGAUCUCUCUUCUGUCGUCCACCCUAAGGGUUGGUUCCCUUGGCACCAAGGUGGCCACAUAUCGAGUUUCACGUAUGCAGAAGUUGAGUGUAAAGGAGCAGGAUCGGAUAUAUCUGGAAGAGUUCCUUGGAUUGACAAACUUCAUUCUUUUGACACUAAACGACGAUUCUCUGUCUCUAAUUUCAUCGACCAAGAUGGAUGGAUUUCCAAUAUUCCUCGUUUUUAAUUGUUUAUGA